Branchiostoma belcheri (Belcher's lancelet) is the source of this 3488-nucleotide messenger RNA. Its product is annotated as von Willebrand factor A domain-containing protein 2-like. Bases 1309 to 2226 code for a protein of 305 amino acids. The transcript is spliced from 12 exons. Lineage: Eukaryota; Metazoa; Chordata; Leptocardii; Amphioxiformes; Branchiostomatidae. The record is from RefSeq and is a predicted model, not a curated record. Gene Ontology annotation, molecular function: calcium ion binding.
ACUUUUAGAUUAUAAACGCUUCUCUGAUCUCCAGUUUAACUUUAACCAGAGGAAGUAUGAUAAUCUUUAGCAUAUAAUAUCGCACCAAGCGACAAUAUCAAUGUUGAACAGGAUACCAGCUGUGUAUUACAGGCGUGAUGCUGAAUAAGAUUCGCAAUAUGUGAUAUUUACACAUGGCCACGAAAAACAGGGUGUUAACAUGCAAUCAUGGUGAUCUUUGUUUCCUUUGCACGGGACUACCAUUCCAAAAAUAAAUAAUCUUCCAAAAUGUAAUAUACAUGUGAAAAUGAAUGACAGCCCAUUACUGCUUUUAGUGACUUGGGUAUUUACAUAGGACUUUGAGACCAUCAGAGCAACAAGGAUAUGAGAUGAAAUCUUGGUGUUAUUUAUUUGUGAAGCCGUAGAUUACGACUGUAAAAACACGUCUUGCCCCGAAACGCAUUAUCUUGGGUCAGGGGUGGAGACAUAGGUCAGCGUUAAGCUGGCAGUAUGACAGGCACACCUGUGUGGCACAGGAUUUAAUUGCGCAUCGCUGUUUACAGAGUACGUCCGUACUUGUUAAACAGCGAUGAGCUACGUGACGAGGCAGACAUCUUGCCGUGACGAGGAUCAAGGACGAGCUGGCCACGCCUUCUGGGGUGACAUCUCCUGAUUUUCGUAACUGAUAGAAGGAAAAGGUGUUCUCGUGGACCAAUGGGAGAAGAGUUCUGGCUGUCGUUUUAUAACGUAUUUUACUGGACACGCUGGCACCUUUAGUCGUUCUCACUCAACCAGCACAGCCCGGGCGUGUUUUGGUGAGAACGCAGAGCGGGUCGUGAGUUGGGACAACGAGAAACUCUGCCAAAUUUGGUAUCGACUGGGAAUCAUUUUCUGAGAUACAUCAGACGGAGUCAAAACGACAAACAUGAUGUGGAAAUUGUUGCUGUCCACUUUUGUGACGUUCGUCGCCAUUCGCGGGACAAUUGGCACGGCCGAAAACUGUGAUUCUCCACUGGACUUGUUUUUCGUUCUGGACGGGUCCAGCAGCCUGGGUCCACCAAACUUCAGGAAGGUGAAAGAGUUUGCUGCCACCGUGGUCAGCAAGUUCACCAUAAGCCCGACUGCCACCAGGGUUGGUGUGGUGCAGUACUCUCAUUAUGCCACUUUGGAGUUUAACCUGGGAGAUUAUGACGACAUGCUAUCUACCUUGGCCAAAAUCAACCGCAUUGUUUACCAGAGAGGCGCCACGUACACUAACUGGGGCCUAGACCUCGCUCGUAAGAAGCAAAGUGGAGGGAGGACGAAACUGGCGAACCUGUUCCAAAAGUGAUGAUCGUCUUAACGGAUGGACAGUCUGCACGUGACGUAACGGAGGCUUCUCAGGCCUUGGCCGAGGAAGGCAUCAUUGUCUACUGCAUUGGCGUGGGCAACGUUGACCCAGCGGAACUACUGGUGAUCGCCAACAACGACGCAAGCAAAGUGAUUGCGUUGGACGACUUCAAUGCCCUGGUCGCAGAGAUUGACCAGAUUUCCAUCGUUGUCUGCGAAGUUGCCAUUGAGCGGGCCGACCCCUGUUUCAGCCAGCCUUGCCAGAAUGGCGGUACCUGUAUCACCCUCGAUGAGAACCUCUCCUACGAAUGUCAGUGCCCGCAUGAUUAUGCUGGAAGCCACUGCGAAAUACAUUGCGCCAUCGACGUCGUUUUCGUCGUUGACGCUUCGUCGAGCAUACAAAACAACUGGUUCAAUGUUGCCAAGCAAUUCAUCAUUGAGUUCGACCAAUGCUUCACCGGCCAAGAUAUUGGGCUUGGAGUUAUUACAUACGACUGCGUGCCGAGGACAGCUAUCCCUCUAGGACUCUACACUGCCGGGUACGGCGGUUUUAUGUACGCCAUUGUCCGUGUGCCGUACACAGGGGGCCUCAGCGGAACUGCCAUGGCGAUUAGCUUCAUGACCUAUACGUCCAAUUUCCGUGCCGGGGUGCCCCGGGCAGCGGUCAUCAUUACAGACGGGGAUGAUCAAGACGGCAUGAGCGGAGUGGCUGCCAUGGCUCAAGAUGCAAUGGACGCAGGAAUCACCCUGUACGGCGUGGUUAAUGGUGGAAUCCCAGGCUUUACGAACAUCAAUGCGCUUGAGGUCAUCAGUGGCGGCGCUGACAACGUGUUCAGCAUCCACGACGAUGCCUGCCAAGUCGCCUACCGUAUCCUGGGUGACCUGUACCCAUGCGGUAUGGAGGAUGAAACUCGUUAACAGAUUGACCAUGAUGAAGACACAAGUAAACUCGCACGAAUGAUAUAAAAACAACGAAGAAUGCAUCCUUGAAGAAUAUCUACAAUUUCCAGAUUUAAACUGAGGAAACCAUGUAACCAACAGCAUAAAGUAAUUUCUGAUGCAAGAUAUCAUAAAAUGUCCGAUAUCGCUCGGAAACAUGAAGAAAAAAUAAAAGAUUACUUAAAGGUAAUCCAAAGUAUGUAUAAACCUUAUUACCACAACUGCAUGUCACAUAUGCAUCAUUCAUUGGAUUCAUCAAUGUCCUUAAAGUUCACUAGUACUAUUGUGAAAACAACUAUACAGAGAACAGUGAAACUGUUGGUAUAGGAUUGUUCUAAACUUAUUUUUUUGCUCCCGAAAGUUGGAAAAAAUACAUAUCCUACAUCAAUUUGAGCACAUCUAUAGUUCCUACCAUAGUGUGCCUUAAACAACAGGAAAAUAACACAGUUAUGCCCCAUCACACAAUAAUGACAUUUGGAUCACAUCAAUUAAAGUUUAUCUGAAAGGUAUUGGUUUUAUCUUAAGAAUAGAAUAGAAAGAAUCGAAGGAAUAUAUGGAAGUAAAUCCUGCUUAGUUAUUAAACAGACUAAACACUUUAGUAAUGAUCAGAUAGAAGGUAUAUCUAUGAAAUUUGCAAGUACCUGAAGAAGAUUUUUAAGGGCAUUAAGGUAAAUACAUCACUGCACGUUUUACGCUAGACAUGAAGCAGCAACUGCUCUAUUUCUUAAGGCUAUGAUGGUGGUGAUUUAGAUAUAUACUCAAGGUGUGUACUCUUACGUUUUGAUCUAAGCUAGCUAUAAUACAAAGCGCAUUGGCUCCUAGAGUAACGAAGAAUAUUGUUGGCUUUUGUGAGGUCAAGAAUCCAUCAGCCGUUUAGCAAAACUCCUUAUAAUUGUAAACCAACAUUUCAAGCUGAAAUGUUAGAUACGAUUUAUCUAGAAACUAAAAGUGUUAAUCAACUUUUCUCAACUCUUGAAAUGCUAAUAGUAUGAUGUUCUUUAAACAAUGGAAGUGUUAUGAUAAGUUUAUCAAUAGCUAUAAGUGUUGGUCUCAAUAAUAAUCUUGGAAUUUCAAAUUCGGAUAAUCAAAGUAAACACAAAAUAGAAGCUUUACUGAAAACACAUAUUGUAGUAGACCUGUAUAAAAUCAGGUAAACCUGCAACAUAUAUGAUACACCUACAUUGCAUGCACAGAAUGUAGCAUAUAUCUUUGGCGAGCUUGGAAUAGACAAUAAAAGGUGG